This is a messenger RNA of Vigna radiata var. radiata (mung bean), 1163 nucleotides long. RefSeq lists its product as uncharacterized. The coding region runs from base 87 to 1163 and encodes 358 amino acids. NCBI's taxonomy places the organism in Eukaryota, Viridiplantae, Streptophyta, Magnoliopsida, Fabales, Fabaceae. The transcript has 2 exons. The record is from RefSeq and is a predicted model, not a curated record.
AUUCAAGAGAGACAAUUAUCACAAGUACGAAGGUAAUCUUGUCUUCUUUUUUUUAUGAUUAUUAAUUAUUUUUUCUUUUUUCGUUUAUGUUUACAUUUGCUCUUAAUGUCCUACAGGAUUCGAAAGGGAUUCAGAACCAUCUCCCCACUUUGCAAACUCUAAACAUAACUUUUUCUGAUGCAGAACGUAUUUUUUGUCUUAAUGAAGAUGAAAUGAUUGGCCAACAAGUGAGUUUAAGGUUAGAGAAGUUGAAGUUAAAAUUUCUACCACAAAUGACUUAUAUUUGGGUGGGUCCCAACAAUUCACUUACUCUCCAACAUCUUACCAAAUUAAAAAUAUGGAAUUGUGGAAAGUUGGAAGUAAUCUUUCCAAAGUCUGUUGUAAGAUACUUACCAGAGUUGAAGAAAGUAACCAUAAGAGAUUGCAUGGAAUUGAAGCAGAUCGUCGAAGAAGACAGGUCCAAUCUUCUUUCCAUAGAUGGAGGCUCUGAAGUAGAGGAGAUUAUUGGAUGUGAUAAAGAAGCUUCAAAGAAUUAUUUUGCCUUCCCAAAUCUUGAAGAACUAGAAAUAAUUCAAUGUGACUCAUUGGAAGUAGUCUUUUCAAAGUCUGUUGUAAGAUGCUUACCAAAGUUGAAUGUUCUAGUGAUAAGAAAAUGCAAAGAAUUAAGAGAAAUAAUUGAAGGGGAUAAAAAUUUGUCUAAUCUUGUUUCUCAUCAACCAUGCUUCCCAAAACUUGAAGCAUUGCAUGUUGACGAUUGUCACAAGUUGAAAAGAUUAUUCUCUGGAUCUGUUUCUAAUGACCUUCCCAAUCUUCAUCUUCUGGCCAUAAAUGGAGCCAAUGAACUAGAAGAGCUUGUUGGAUGUAAAAAAGGAAAGAUUAAAGUUGAGCUUCCAAAACUCAAACUUUUAAUAUUUAUGCAUCUGGAAAACUUCAGUCAAGAGAUUGAAUUGCAUAAUUUAAAGAAUUGCAUUGUCUACAAAUGUCCAAAACUCACUUUGACUUCAACAACUACUCUUCAGAAGCUCCGUCAUGAUUUUCCUUACGAAGAUUUCAUGAACACUGAACUUGGUAUUUCGACAUUUCGUGACAUCCUAGAAGGGAUAAGUUAUAAAUAUUCACAGGUCAGAACCAACCAAUCUAUGAAUAUAAAUAAUAAAAAAUAA